UUUAAAAAAAAAACAAUGGAGAAAAGAGUAUUAUUAAUGGCAAUCUCUGCAUUUGUCGUUUUCCUCUUGUGUGGAGCAGCUCAUGCAAAUCCAGGGAUCGCAACUUUCUACACAACUUAUACUCCGUCGGCGUGUUACGGGAACCAGCCGGAGGGGGUAAUGAUAGCGGCGGCGAGUGACAGCCUUUGGGAUAACGGAAAAAUUUGCGGACAAAUGUUCACCGUUAAGUGUACGGGACCUCGUAACCCCGUCCCUCACCCUUGUAACGGCAACUCCGUUACCGUCAAGAUCGUUGACCAUUGCCCUUCUUGCCCUUCUACCCUCGAUCUCUCCCGCGAAGCCUUCGCUGCUAUUGCCGACCCCGUCGCCGGUAUCAUCAAUAUCGACUAUGCCCCGGCGUAAACUCGGAACUCUCAUAUACAGCAAUUUUAGUCAUGCAUGCUCUCUGAUAUGAUUCAUCUCUUGGCAUUCUAAUGCAUCCCUUAUUAUACAGAUCGAGAAUAAUAAAGGAAACACUCAGAUUCUCAAUCUCUA
Tarenaya hassleriana is the source of this 534-nucleotide messenger RNA. Its product is annotated as putative EG45-like domain containing protein 1. Gene Ontology annotation, biological process: systemic acquired resistance. NCBI's taxonomy places the organism in Eukaryota, Viridiplantae, Streptophyta, Magnoliopsida, Brassicales, Cleomaceae. The record is from RefSeq and is a predicted model, not a curated record. Bases 16 to 402 code for a protein of 128 amino acids. The transcript has 3 exons. Gene Ontology annotation, cellular component: cell wall; apoplast.